CUUCCUGUGGAGGUCUGCCACAUUGUCUGCAGCCGCUUUAAAAACAUCCGUUAUCGUUAAGUUAUUUUCCGUAUUUAUUGUAGUUUUCACGCUUCGUAAAACGUUUUUAUACAGAACAUCUACGGUCGUAGCCAAAAACCGCGUAUAAAGACGUAUUAAUAUGCUCACGGUUAUAAACAGUCUAUGAAUAGAAACAGUUUGGCAGUGGGCUGGACCAUGAACCGAGCGAGGCAGCUCCGGGAAUAGACGAGCUUUGCCGCAGUCGAAGAGUCCAUCAUCACACCUCCUCCUCCUCCUCCGGAGCUGUCGAAGACUCUCAGUUCCUUGACUGAAUCCGGGAGUGUUGGAGUAGACAUGGCGCCAGGCCUGUCCACUAUUGUUGCGUUGGCUUUGUAUGUGGUCCUGUCCCCUUGUGUUUCCGCAGGGGACAACUGCCUGGCCUACACGGGCCAAAGCCUCCAGAAAUGUUUUUCGGGAUAUUGCUGUGGGGACUGCUAUUACAGAUAUUGUUGUUCAUCUUAUUCCAGUCGUUUUAAAGAAGAUGACCAAAAAAAGUGUCCCAAUACUGUUGAUAGCUCCAACAGUGCUAAAUAUGAAUAUCAUAGUUUCAAUACGGUACCCUUGGUGUCUGGUAUUGUGGGCUUCAUCAUUAUUCUACUCAUCUUCAUCUGCUGCUGCGUCUGCCCCUGCUGUUGCCUGUACAACAUGUGCCGCAAACCACGCCCUGUGAUAGCGACCACUACCCACACCACAGUGGUCACCACCACUCCUCAGCGUUACCCGCAGCAACCAACUGCAGUACCUGGACAAUCUCAGUCCUACCAGGGAAUGCCCUACCAGCCAGUACCAGUGCAGCCCGGCUAUCCAGCUCAGUCCGGUUAUCCAGCUCAGUCUGGUUAUCCAGCUCAGUCCGGCUAUCCAGCUCAGUCCGGUUAUCCAGCUCAGUCCGGUUAUCCAGCUCAGCCCGGCUAUCCAGCUCAGUCCACAUCACCCUACCAUGGACAACCAUUCACACCAGGACCACCACCAUCCUAUCAGGAAGCAAAUCUGGUGACUUUAAGGCUGUUUGAGUACAACGACUUCACUGUCAUGUUCAAGAAGUCUGAGAUGACCUUUGUGGCCGAGCACAUUAUCCUGCUGGAAGCAGCAAAAAGAUGGCGGAAUCAGGAAGAGUCGUCCCUGUUAGUCGAGCUCAUUUCCUUACACGACAUCAUGUCUCUUAUAGUUUCGAGUGUCUUACCUUGUCUCGUGUAUCUUUUGUGUGUGUUUUUGAUCCCAGCGGAAUCAGACGACUUGUGCCAUAGCUAUGUGGACAUGUUCGGUGUCUCACAUGAUGCUGAAAAAUGUAGCAAGUACUGCUGUGGCACAUGCAAUCUAAGAUACUGCUGCAAGGAUAAGCCCAAGCAGCUAAAUCAGAAAUCCUGUUCUGGAAGUUCUGAAAGUACAAGCCAAAUCGGUCUGAUUGUAGGAAUCGUCGUCGGGAGUUUAAUUCUUCUGCUGUGUGUGGUUCUCAUAAUCUGCUGUUUGGCUCCUUGCUGCCUUUGCUACAUGAAAUGUCAAAAAAGGCCGACUCAAAGACAAAUAAUUGUGAUAAAUUCCAACACACCUCAGCAGCCGCCACACCCAGGCUACCAGGCUGUGCCUUCAGGCCCGCCCAUGCCCACAGCUCCACCACCCUCCUACCAAGAAAGUACCAAUCCUACUCACUCAGUGCUGUUCACCGGGGAGCCAAUGUACCCUCUGCAACCUCCAAGCCAGGCUACUGCACCGCCACCAUAUUCAGAGGACCCUCAGCCAGCACCGUACAACCCUUCUCAUAAUCCAAGGCCUUAAAUGUAUACAGCUUACCAGACUGCUGCUACGCCACACUACAACUUUUAAAGACCCAGGGAUGAAUGUAUAAACAAUGCUGUGUAUGCCUAUCCAAAACAAUAUUGUAAACCAUGUUAAGUAUGAUAAGGUAGAUUCUUGUUUAAAAUAUGUUUUUUAGGUAUUUGUAGUUGCUACAAAUUGCAGCCAUGCCUAUUGUGUGUACUGACAGCUGCUUUGUGUUGUUCCUGUAUGGCCUUCGCCUGGGUCCUUUCCUCGGAACUUACAGAGCUUCCAUUACCUUUGAUCUUCAGUAAAUUUUGUGUGUGUGUGUGUCUCUGUGUGUCUUUGUGUGUGUGUUGUUCCAGUGCUGAGGUCGUCAAAUGUGUGAUAGUGUUAUUUUCUGGAUUAAAAUUGACACUAAGGUAAUCACUUCUAAGUUGGGUGGAACCCCAUGUUUAAAUCUGUCCUUAGCUUUCAUCCAAAUAAAUACACAAAAAAAGAUUGAACUAAGAACCAAAAGUAUGUAAUUUAAAGAUGUUUAUGAAAUGAAUGUGUAUACCUUUGUAUGCUUUUGUAUUUAGUUUUCUU
Molecule: messenger RNA, 2400 nt
Organism: Neolamprologus brichardi
Lineage: Eukaryota; Metazoa; Chordata; Actinopteri; Cichliformes; Cichlidae
Source: RefSeq, a predicted model, not a curated record